Messenger RNA from Culicoides brevitarsis, 2136 nucleotides. RefSeq names its product cyclin-Y (gene CycY). NCBI's taxonomy places the organism in Eukaryota, Metazoa, Arthropoda, Insecta, Diptera, Ceratopogonidae. Gene Ontology annotation, molecular function: protein kinase binding; cyclin-dependent protein serine/threonine kinase activator activity. Gene Ontology annotation, biological process: regulation of canonical Wnt signaling pathway; regulation of cyclin-dependent protein serine/threonine kinase activity. Gene Ontology annotation, cellular component: plasma membrane. The record is from RefSeq and is a predicted model, not a curated record. The coding region runs from base 550 to 1584 and encodes 344 amino acids. The transcript is spliced from 3 exons.
AAACACAUUUCACAGUUGGAACGGCCUUCAUGUCAAAACAUACAAAUUUUCAAAAGAGUGCAUAAUAAAUUAAUUCACUUAUUAUUGCUAAAAUGAUGUAACUCUUCAAAAAAAAAGUGACAAGAAAAUUUUCGUACGGCAGCAGUUUUUUUUUAAAGAAAAACAUUUUCUUCCACAAACACGCAGCAAAAAAGACGCAAGAAGCAUUUCCAGUAGUCAGCAGCAUCAGCGUUGGUAGUCAGAAAUAAGGCCAUGAAGUCAGUGCCAAAAGCUUAGCAAUAAAUAAAUAAUUAAGGAUCAUCUUUCAUCUCAGUUACUGUACAUAACGCACUAAAUUUUAGUUUGUCAGAAUUUUUUUUUCUUUUUCAACAAAUGGGAAAAUGAUGUCUUCUGAAGUAGUAGCAGCAACGUGAAUUCUAGUCAAAUUUUUGCUUUUGGAAAUGCAGUGAAACGAGAGUUUUUGUAAUAAGGAUUUAAAGUUGUUUACACAUUUGAUACAAUUUUGUAUAGGGUUAAGGAGUAGAAAAUUUUUAAGAAUUGUAUAAAAAUAUGGGUAACAAAAAUUCAUGCUGUUCAUACUCAAGUCCGCAGCCAACGCGAAAAGCCAAGGAGAUUCCCACGUCUUUCGAAGAGCACUUGCCCGAGGGCGAUGUCUCGACCAACAAUUUACAGCACAUUUCCGAACGCGAAGGCGGCGACGAGGAUUUCGAUCCUUCCUGCCAUCCGACAACGGGCACCAUGUUCCUCGAACGUUCCAAGCAGUGCAUAGAAAACGGAAUGACGCGAAAAAAGUCCCAACAUCAAAUUGCGCAGCAACAGGGAACGGGCGGCCUCAAAAAAAGCAGUUCGUGUUCGACAAUUUACCUUGACGACAGCACCGUGUCGCAACCCAACCUGAAAAAUACCGUGAAAUGUGUCUCGUUAGCCAUCUACUAUCACAUCAAAAACCGGCAAUCCGACAGGAGGCUGGAUAUUUUCGAUGAAAAACUGUAUCCGCUGUCACGAGAUCGCGUGCCCGACGAUUAUGACAUCCAUAAUCCGGAACAUCGACAGAUCUACAAGUUCGUAAGGACGCUUUUUAAUGCGGCGCAACUGACGGCGGAGUGUGCAAUUAUUACGUUAGUGUAUUUGGAGCGACUGUUGACGUAUGCGGAACUCGAUAUCGGGCCCUAUAACUGGAAACGGAUAGUUUUAGGGGCGAUUUUGCUCGCGAGUAAAGUGUGGGACGACCAAGCAGUGUGGAACGUGGAUUAUUGUCAGAUCCUCAAAGACAUCACGGUCGAAGAUAUGAACGAGCUGGAACGACAAUUUCUGGAAAUGCUGCAAUUUAACAUCAAUGUGCCGUCAUCUGUGUAUGCCAAAUAUUACUUUGAUCUACGGACACUGGCGGAAGCCAAUGAAUUAUCAUUCCCGACGGAGCCGCUGUCGAAGGAGCGCGCGCAAAAACUCGAAGCCAUGUCGCGCGUCAUGCAGGACAAGGUUACGGCGCGCGCCCUCAAAAAUGGCAUGAAAAAAUGGUCGUCGCUCGAGAAUGUUAGUCAAUGCGGGCCCGGACCGAGAAAAAGUGUCGCAAUUUUAUCGUGAUUAGUUUCCUUCUUUUUUUCCUCUAAUUCUAAUUUUUUUUUUCUCAAAAAUGGCACUGCAACAAAAAAAUGUUCCAUUCUUCUUUUUUAUACAGACACAAUUAAUUUUUAAAAAAUAAACAUAACUUUAUAGACAAAAAGUAUAAAAAAAAUAUUAUACAGGAAGUGAAUUUACGUAAAAAAAAAUAAAAUAAAAUAUUGGUCAAAAAUAUGAAUUGAAAGUACUAAAAAAAUGUAAAAGGAAAUCAAAAUGUAGCAAACUGAGUGUGAACUUUUAGCGCACUAAUAGAGUGUUAUCUACCAUUAGACAAAUAACUAGCACGAGAUGUGCCCAAAAAAAAAUAAAUAUAUAAAAAAAAUAGUUGAUCUCUUUUUUAAAUAAACAUUUUUAGCUGCACGACUUAUAAAAAAUUUAACUGGUAGUGAAAAAAAAAUAAAAUAAAAAAUUAUGCACUCACACGCGCUUUUAUCAGCAGCCAACAAUUAUUUAAAAAAUUAAACAGCACUGAUAAAUUGUUGAAACUUUAUAUAAAUGAUAAACCGAUUCCGUCAC